Molecule: messenger RNA, 3257 nt
Organism: Toxorhynchites rutilus septentrionalis
Lineage: Eukaryota; Metazoa; Arthropoda; Insecta; Diptera; Culicidae
Product: tumor protein D54
Exons: 7
Coding region: 768-1913 (381 amino acids)
Cellular component (GO): cytoplasm
Source: RefSeq, a predicted model, not a curated record
UGUUUUAGUCACAUGUUCGCGAGUUCGCGCUACUUUCCCUCCCCCCAAUUGAACGGAACGUAAACGAAUUUUGGUAUCAACCGAGAGCAUCAUCAAUAGCAGUCACUUGAAGUUGAAAAGGAGUUGUGACUCACUUCGUUUUCGAGAUCACGUUGAGGUUUUAUUGAUAAUGCGUUGUGAUUGUUUUUUUUUUAUUCAUCAUGUCUGUGCCAGUUUCUAUCGGGUGUAGUGUGGUUUAAGUGAAAUUCAAUAUCGGAUCGAAAAAUGAUCUGCGACCAGUCGCAUGAAUCCCGAUGCAUCCGCUGAGGCUCUGAUAUUCGUUAGUGCUGUUAGUUGCAAACUAGUGUGAUAAUCAAAAUCGAUUUGUGCAAGGGUGUCAAAGGUUCAAACCCAAAUGACUUAUGUUUCGAUGAACGACAUCCCGCGGUUUUGAGAGUAUACUCGUUUUCCUAACUCCGCGCUGUUGUUUCGUGUGAAAACAGUGUUCAGUGAGUUCAGCUGUAGAAACGAGCAACAAAGAAAUCUUUGUUGGCCUGUUUUCGUGUCUAUUUUCGUUUUUAUAAAGCUAUCAAUUGCAGGAAAUAGCAAAAACAAACAUUAGCUAAGAAACUGCUCAUCGUUCAGUCUACACAUCACGAAACUCAAAACAACUCCGCUGCCGACUAAAUGGUGAUGUACCUAACGUAAUCUCGUCGGCUGUUCAGUGCAACUGAAACCAAAAUGCUGUCGUAACGAAACACCGCUUCGCAACGAACCAUAUCUCACCAAUGAAAAUGAGAGUCGGAGAGGAUGAGCUGCCAAGUCUAGAAUAUAUCGAGGAUCCUUACGUACCUAAACUAGACAACUGCAUCACACCAUCUCUUGAUGAUAUAAACGAAUUUAGUUUGGACGACCUUGGCGAUGAACAAAAUUGGCCUGAGGAAACCGAACUCUACCUGCGGUCUCUAACCCUAGAUCAAAUUCUAGGGCUACCCUCCGACGAUGAUCUCGAACCAGAUUUGGAGAUGCAAACGGUGGAAACGGAAUUUGGGCCGCCCCUCAACCAGGAAUGCUCCGGCAACGGAUCGACAGAAACCUGCGACACGGCGGACAGCAAAAUCGGAAUGAGACUGAUGAAAAGUAUAUUAGCUAAGAAAUUGCUCAGUAGUCGGAGCCAUAAGUUUAACUUUUUCAACAAAAGGAGAAUCCGGGACGUACGGGUGACAUUCAUAGACUUCUCCAAGCCCUAUCUGGCGAGAAUUUCAAGCAGGGAUAACUACAAAAGUUAUCUUAACAUUGGAAGUGCCAUAGACAAUUCUGGUAAAUUGUCAGACGAAUCUCCCGUAGGGUCGUCGAGUUCGGCGGAGAUUGCGCAGGAAUUCUCCGGGCUAACCGUCGAGGAGCAGGAAGCGCAGCGGGCAGAAUGGAGUCAGGAAUUGGCCCGAGUGGAGGAAGAGAUUGUUACUCUGCGUACGGUAUUACAGUCCAAAAAUCGACAUGCAAGUGAACUGAAGCGCAAGUUGGGCAUCACUGUGUGGAAAGAGAUCACCGAUGACGUCAGUCAAGGUCUCAAAAACGUUAAGGAGAGCAACGUUUAUCACACAGUCGAAACGAAAGUGGGUGAAAUCACGACCGCUGUCACAAGCGCUCCAAUCUAUCAAAAAACCGAAACAGCAUUCAAAUCAACGGCAGGCAAAACAACAUCCGUCCUCGGUGGGAUCACCAACAAAAUGACGCAGAAAAUCUCCGAAAUGAAACAAUCGGACUCGUUCCGAUCCUUUGAGGAGAAGGUCGGUUCUGCGUAUGAAAACGUUAAGUCUAAGGUAUCCUCUCGAUCCAGCUCGGUGCAAAGCUUGUCGGAUUUGACAAACGACGAGCGUCGAAGCUCGGUCACGACACCAACCGCGAUCCCAGAGGAGAAACCCAUUCCUUAAUGGCCAACCAGCUGUACAACAAUAGCUGCAAGCUCGCGGAGCCUCAGCAAGUUUCUCCGUUUUUUUGGCUACAUGUUUGUGGGGGUGACCGGAAUAAAUCGCCACAGUAAACAACUGCAACAGAAACAACCGCUUAGAAAAAGUGUAGUAGGCUAGAAAUAUUUGGCGCGGGAAAAACAUCAUGUGCCUCACAUUUCUAUUAUAAAUUUAUUCUCUUGUUCUCGUUUUUCGAAAUUUAUUCUGAGGACAAUGUAAUGGGGACGAAGUCCCCAUUUGGCGAGGAUAAGGAAUCGAGGCGGCCCAUGCCGCCAAGAUGACGCAAUCCGAGUCCACCGCCGACCCGCCGUCGGAAGCGGCGGUGUCUCGCACGCAAACCUGGGAUCCACUGAUUGCCCGGUUAGUUUGAAACAUAGGAUACGAUCCUUUAGCAAUGUCCGACCGAGCUCUAGCGAGCGUCGGACGGUAUACGUCUGCCCGGGGCGUUACGUUUGCCUGGGGCGAUACGUUUGCCCGGUUAAUUCUUGUUUUGAAAUACAAUACCGCGCCACAAUAUUUAUAGCCUACUACACAUUUUAUAAGCGGUGGUUUCUGUUGCAGUCGUUUUCUGUGGCGAUUUAUUCCGGGAACCGUUUGUGGGUAUUGAAAAUGAAGGAAGGAAGGUAUACCGUUGCUAUGUAGACCAUAACGCUAAAGACACUCUGUAGUUUUAUUAGGAUUAAUAAUCUAUACGAGACGAAUUUUUUUUUCGCAUAUACAAUAUUAACAAGUAUACCCCCCACAUCUGAACAUUCUAUCUGCGAUCGUUUUGGUUGAUGUGCGAAAUUGACCAACUGUCGCCAUUUGGGUAACGAACCAGAACAACAGUAAUAAUCUAGAUAAUAAAAGCAACAUUCGCUCUACUUUCGUCUCUUUGAAUAACUUUGAAUAGUCGCAUUAACACGCGAAACAUAGAAUUCUCCUAACUUUGAUUCCUUCAACGAGCGUAAAAUGAAGAAACUGAAUGUGCCUAACUGUAGUGUUCCUUUUGUCACAAACCUUUUUGAAUAGCAUUCUUCUAGAUUUCUCCGUUCAAACCAGAAGUGUGUACUUAAGCAAGUUACCCCGAAGCUUGCUAUCCACUGGUUAAUCAAUCCUAGCAUUUGUCGCUAAAUACUUCUACCUACACAAAUAUUUUCUACGCAAACAAAUUAGCCUAUAUAUUUGAUAUUUUUGAACAUAAAAGUUUAGCGAUAAAAAGAGUUAUUUAAACACUUUAUUCAAACGAAGCAUAGCAUGUGCUCAUAAUUGAUAAAGAAAAUAACAUUAUCUGUGCAUGGCAUCGAUACAUUCUGAAUGACAAUUAAA